GACGAAUGUCGGACCGACCUCAGCAGGUGGAUAGGAGCUCCUCGUCCUGGAGUUCCAAUGUUACCAGUUGCUCCAGAGGCAGAAGGACCUCCAGUUCAAAUGGAACCAGUAGAUUUAAGCAUCAAAACGCCAGUAGUUCUACAAGUACCUAAAUAUCCACCACAGAGGUUGAGAAAUCCUCCACCUGCUGUCAAAAUACAACAACCACCAGAGAUUCCUAAAUGCAAUGUGAUAAGCCCUCAAGACAUCAGCCUAUCUUUAGCAGACCACACUCGAUCUCUAACAUCAACAGCAGCUCUCAUGGCUUUACAGAGGAUAAAGGACGCAUCCAUAUCAAUAAGAAGAACUUCCAUCCAUGACUCCGUGCCAAGUAAAUCUACCACUAUCAACAACAACAACAUUUACGAAGAUAGCAGGACUCCCGAAGUAACGAUACGAAGAAGAAAAAUUCACAGAUGUGAUGUUGCCGGCUGUCAUAAAGUGUAUACUAAAAGUUCGCAUCUAAAAGCACAUAAAAGAACCCACACAGGCGAGAAGCCAUAUCAAUGUUCGUGGGAAGGUUGUACCUGGAAAUUUGCAAGAUCAGACGAACUAACAAGGCACUAUCGAAAACACACCGGACAAAAACCUUUCAGUUGCAAUUUAUGUCAGAGAUCCUUCAGUAGGUCAGACCACCUUUCGUUACACAUGAAAAGACACUAAUGAAGACUCUAAAUGGUUUUCAGAUCAAUUUUAGAGAAAUUUCUUUAGGUCUAUUUAAUUUUUUAUCCACUAAAUUUCAUCCCAGUGUACUCAAUAGAGUUGAUCUCGAGUACAUUACUUGGGUAAAUUCCAACGGUAAAUUCGAUUCACAAAUUCAAAAUUUUUUUAUCUUAUUUUACCUGCGAAGCAUUUCUCUCACAAACCAAUUUCAAUCCAAUAUUAAUUCUCAGAAUAUUUGAAGAACUCCAAUGAUGAGAGAUUUUAGAAUAUUUCAAGAGUAGAAAUUUACAAAACUAUACCCAUUAAAUGUUAAUUCAAUCCAUCACUCUAAUUAGAUGUUCAAUUAUCGCAUGCAGUAGGCAUCCAGUGGUUUCGAUUCACAAAAUCUAAAUUUACUAUCUUAUUUAUACUGCCAAAUAUUUCACUCACAAACAACAUUCAAUCCAAUAUUAGUUCUGAAUAUUGAGAUACAACAGAAGACUUCAAGACUAAAAAUUCACAAAACUAAACCUUUUCAAUAUCAAUUGGAACUAACACAAUUUAUUUCGAGAGAAAAAGUUUCUGAAAAUCUUCAGUAAUUCGUCCAGGGAGCUAAUAUUGGAAUCAACAUUUUAAUUCCAUCUUAUAUGUUCUGACACGGUAAACGUCCAGUGGUUCAGGUCUCUAGCUCAGUUUUUGUUCAAUCAAAUUCAAAAAAGAAUAUGUUAUCGUUUGUAUAAUGCUUUGUAUCUCAACCACAUUGAAUGAAAAAAUAUACUGGAAAUUAAUUUUUGUCAUUAACUGAACUGAACAAUAAUUUAACUUUGGAGACUCUACUGCUGCCUACGAAAUUUAAAGAAAUAUUCAUAACCUCAAUAGAAAGGGGCCAUACUCCACAUUAGAAAUAUCACCUACUAUUUAUUGAAGUUCAUUUUUAUCUGUUAAUACCAGCACCUGGUAUAAACCUUAAAACAAUUUUUUAUUUGGUUAAACCCAGUUGCCUUCAUCGUCAAUUCUCAUGUAAUAUUCAAUGUGAUAUAUCUUUUUGAGAAAAAUAAGAAUUAAUUUAUUACAUAUUUAAUUUACAAGAUAUAACAUAAGUGAUGAAUUCAAUUUCUGAGGUAACUUCUUGUUGGUUUUUCGACAAACAUGAUCUCAAAGUUCUUAUUAAAAUCAGCUUUUUAUCAGCAACUCGGACAUCGUAAAGCCGAAUAUGCUGAUACUUGGUUUCAAAAGGCUUUUGUGAUUAUACUUAAUUGAAAAGACUCAUAUUCAAGUCAAUAAUUUCAGUGCCGUUGAGGAAGUUGUCUGUUUGUUAUUCAGAGAAUAACUUUUGCAAAUCACUAGAGUUUUUUCUAAGUAAGAUAUUACUUUCAGAAUAAUCAAAGAAACAUACAACUUUCUGGUUUCUUGAAUUUUUUGUAUCGUGUUCAAUUUUUGAUACCACAUAAAAAAUUAUUUUUUGCACAUCCUUAAACCAGAAAACAGAAAUCUUCCAUCAACACCAAAUGGAAUUUCAUUUAAAAGUUCCGGUCAGAUUUAUCGAAAUAAUGGAGGAAUAAGCAGAAGAAUCGAAUGUUACGUAUUGCGGUUUAUAAAACCGCAAGCUAUAAUAUAGCUAUGGGAAGCUAUAAUAUAGCUUCCUCUACCUUCACCUCAACACGUGUUUCGGUUUUGUAAACUGUCCAGUGAAAGUCUCAGAAAGAUGUGGUGCGUCAAUGCGUAAUGGAUUUUUAUCACAUAAUAAAAGUAAGACAAGUUGAUGAAAACGCAUUAAUUUUCAAAACUUUUUUACCGUUUUUCGAAAAACUAAGCAAAUUACAGUCUGUCAAAUGUGAGAAGAGCUUUCUGAAUUCCGUUAUGGUCCCGCCCACUAGAUGUGGGUUCUUUAUAAGACUAUGGGAACGAGAGAAAACGAGAGAGAGAGAGAGAGAGAAUCUCAAGUCUCUUCCAAAGUUUGACAAGCUGUAGUACAUGUUUACAUGAACUUCAUUUAUGAAAGAUGACAAGGAUUCACUUCCUGAAAUCAAAUUCGCCACUUUAUGUUACAUCUUGUAUACGAAUUCCAAAUGGUGCUAUUGUUAAAAAUUUAUUAAAACAUAUUGAUUGCUUGAUUUCCUUCAUACAAUAUUGAAAAGAUGUGUAGAGAAUAUAUCUAUAUAAUAUGAAUUUAUAAGUAAAUUCUUCACGUCGAGAAGUUUGCGAUGAUGAAAAUGAGCAAAAUAGCUUUGCAGGCUAGUAAUAUUAAAUAUUAAAAAAAAAUGGAAAAUUGUCGAUCUCGGUCUUUCUUCUAAAUUUACUCACCGUCACUCAAAUCAAUAAUUCUACACGAUUUUGCAUGAACCUUUAUGAACUCAAUGUUUGCAUCACGUAUUUCACAGAACUGCAUCGAAGAAAAUGAAGGCAAGAUUUUGAUAUGUAUCUUUCUGUGACAUGUAUAUCAGCGAUGUCGAUUGGCAGGCUGUUACGAGUGAAUGUAUGCUGGAAAGAAUUGUGAAGAAAAAGAGAUAAAAUACUGUUUUAGUGCUGCACCCACAUAUACAGGGUUGAUAGAUUUUCCCAUUACUCGAGUAUUCAAGAUUAUUGCCUUUUCAAAUGUUAUAUAGUAAAAAUCAUUCAUUCAAUGAGGUAUUAUGUUUAAUAAACUCAAGUUAUGUCGCAUAUUCAUUAAAGUAACCUUUUUUGCUUUUCCAAAAUCAUAUACAUUUUGGAAUGUGGUUUGAAAGUAGGAGUGUGUCUCAAUGUUAAUGACAGCACAGUCAUAUUUGAAACUUAGAAUUUAUUUCGAAACAGAACUAAUGAAUAUUAUUGAUUUGUUUUCUCAAAAAAUAGAAAGGUCUAUUGUACUCAAACAUGAAAACUCAAACAUUUUAUUUAUUUAUCGGUCAAGUACACUACAAAAUAUUAUAAAAUCCCAAAUGGUACAUCAAAAAAGUUUUAAUUGUAGAAAUUAGUCAAGCAUUUGAGCAGUUAUGAACCCAACAAGUGAGAUCCUUAAGAUAAACUAUUGUAAUUACCUAAAAAUAAAUAAACCUAUUCAUUUUCAUUAGUCCAGUACACCACAAACUCUUAAUAAAAUACCAAAUGGAACAUAAAGAAGAAAAAAUACUUAAAAGACGUGAAUAACCAUAAAGACAUUCAACACUAAUCAUCAAUUAAAUUAUAAAACAAAACGUAACUAUGUCAAGUACAGUACAAUGUGCAAACAAACCAUAGAGUCAAGUUAUUACUUCAUAAUAAAUAAAGAUAUGCAUUUUCAUUUGUCAAGUAGUACAUUAUAUAAUA
Molecule: messenger RNA, 3966 nt
Organism: Leptinotarsa decemlineata (Colorado potato beetle)
Lineage: Eukaryota; Metazoa; Arthropoda; Insecta; Coleoptera; Chrysomelidae
Biological process (GO): regulation of transcription by RNA polymerase II
Molecular function (GO): DNA-binding transcription factor activity, RNA polymerase II-specific; RNA polymerase II cis-regulatory region sequence-specific DNA binding
Source: RefSeq, a predicted model, not a curated record